UUCUCGAACUUUCACGCACGCAGAGCUACAGAGAGAGAGAGAGAGAGAGAGAUCGAAGCUGCGGCUGCUGCUUCUUCUUCUUCUUCUUCUUCUUGUUGUGGAGCGAGCUCAGCUGGGCUAGGCUAUGGAGGGGUACGCGAGGACGAGGACGAAGAUGAAGCGCAAGGACCUCGACCAAGUCAGCGACGACUUCUCCGACUUCUCCCUCUCUUCCCCCGCCCGCAAGAUUCGCCGCCUGGACGCGGAGUUGCCGCCGAUCAUGGAGGACGACGAGCCCGAAAUCGCGGCGCCCCGCCUCCGAUCGGACCCUGCGAUCCUGCGCGGCGGCGGCGGCGGCGGCGGCCCGGUGAUCGAGGAAUUGGGGGCGGAGUCGGCCGCGGCGUCGUCCUCCUCCUCGGCCGCCGCACCGGCGAACGAGGAGAGGGCGAUCGUUCUCUUCAAGCAGCCCGUGCACGGCCGUCUUCUGGGAGGGCAGUCGCCUUCGAGUUUCUCUGUUUCCGUGGACCCUGGCUUCAUCUCCGGGUUUAAGAAUCAAUUCUACUGGUCGAAUGAGCCUGCCCACGAGAAAUUGAUUGAAGACGAGACAGGCAAUGCAGUGACAAAUAAGGGAGGUGCUAACUGUAUGGCCGUGGUCCCUUGGAUUCCUUCUCUGUUUCCUCCUGCACCAGGCAUUGAACUCCUCCAGACCGAGGGUAGUGAGGCAAUGGAGGCCGAGGAAAUGGGCGACGGGACAAUGGAGAUUGAAGAUGCAAAUGAAAGUUACCCGGUAGGUCAAGAACAAGCACAUGGUUAUGCCGGACAGAGCACGAGUGAAGGAUUUCAGCAGUGGCAGCAACCGCACUGUAUGACACCUCAGCCACCCCAGAGCGUCUCUACUCCACUCGUGUGGUAUCGGUAACAUGUCUAUGAUGUUAAGUUUUCCUUGAAUGCCAACCGGCGACAACUUCAGAGGAUCUGCAACAGAAUGCAACCGGAUAGUUACAAGGAGACAACUCUUGCAGCUUUUCCUUUUUGAUCGGGGAAGUGGAAAUGAAAGAUUUUGUACAGAGGGUUAGGAGUAAAGAUGUAUGUAUUAUGAGAACUCACGUGUGAGGGUAGAUGGAGGUUUUCUCCUUUGCCGAUGUGCCCAAGAUUCUGCUCCUUCCUCUUCUGGAAGGGGGCUUUCAAUGUUUUGUGGCAAGCACUAGCUAGUGAUGUUAAGUCUAUUUAGCACGAUGGCAAUGAGAGAUGGAGCAUUGUCAAAA
Syzygium oleosum is the source of this 1244-nucleotide messenger RNA. RefSeq lists its product as uncharacterized. Lineage: Eukaryota; Viridiplantae; Streptophyta; Magnoliopsida; Myrtales; Myrtaceae. The record is from RefSeq and is a predicted model, not a curated record. The coding region runs from base 125 to 898 and encodes 257 amino acids. The transcript is spliced from 3 exons.